This is a messenger RNA of Hippopotamus amphibius kiboko, 535 nucleotides long. RefSeq names its product heat shock factor-binding protein 1-like. Bases 52 to 330 code for a protein of 92 amino acids. Gene Ontology annotation, biological process: cellular heat acclimation. The transcript has a single exon. Gene Ontology annotation, cellular component: nucleus; cytosol. The record is from RefSeq and is a predicted model, not a curated record. Gene Ontology annotation, molecular function: transcription corepressor activity. Lineage: Eukaryota; Metazoa; Chordata; Mammalia; Artiodactyla; Hippopotamidae.
GAAGUGUAGGUGACGGUCUGAGGUAGCACCGCCAAGCUGGGAACCGGGGAGAUGGCUGAGACGGACCCCAAGACCGUGCAGGAUCUCACCUCGGUGGUGCAGACACUCCUGCAGCAGAUGCAAGAUAAAUUUCAGACCAUGUCCGACCAGAUCAUCGGAAGAAUUGAUGACAUGAGCAGUCGCAUUGAUGACCUGGAGAAAAACAUCGCAGACCUCAUGACACAGGCCGGGGUGGAAGAGCUGGAUGGGGAAAACAAGAUCCCUGCCACACAGAAGAGUAGAAGGCUGCUCAUCUGCACUGGACUCUGCAACACCCUUUGUACAAGCUGAGAGGAGACAGUGGCUUUUUGCAACUAACUACUAUGUGUAGACAGGUUUUAUAUUAUCAAGUGUGCAUUCUUCUUACCACGUCCUAUAGAGUUAGUUUAUAGAGUGAUUUCCCUCCCCUGCCCCCCAUGUUUCCUGAACGUGGUAACUUCACAUCUUGGACCUUGGUCAGUUGUGCUAUUAAACACUAAAACUUUGGCAGUUCCUG